CUACAAUAGAAUUAGCAGGUUAUUUUAAAAGGAGAUUGAAAAAGCUAGAUAUUGAAAACCAAGAGUUAUUGGAUACGAAAAUAAGAUUAGAGAGUUUAAUUUAAGAGUUUUUGGAAAGAAUAUCUAAAAAGAUGCAAAGAUUCAAAGAAAUUAUUCUGAAGUUUAGUAUGAAGGGAAAAUGUAAUAGAGUAUAUAUCAACCAAUGACUUAGAGAGUUACAGCUAAGACGAGUACUAAUUAAAUAUAAAAGUAGGUGUAUGCUCGUUCUCUUUUUAAACGAUCAAUUUAAGAUGUUAAAAUUAAAUCAUUAGAUAAGGGCAAUAAGGAGAAGUAAAGAAAAAAGGUGGAGGUAUAGUAAGUAGAGGAUUAGAAUUAAUAAUAUGUUAAUGA
This is a messenger RNA of Paramecium primaurelia, 390 nucleotides long. Lineage: Eukaryota; Ciliophora; Oligohymenophorea; Peniculida; Parameciidae. The record is from the annotation of a GenBank genome assembly.